AUGACGUACAACGUUUUGAGUAGCUCUUAUGCUACUCCAACAAUGUACGGAUAUUGCCCAAGGGAGUACCUGGAUUGGCAAGUCCGAGGACAGAAUGUGAUGUCCGAAAUAUAUCAGUAUAACAACGACAUAAUCUGCCUCCAGGAAGUCGAGAUGGAGCAGUUUGAUUGCUUUUUCCUUCCCAACCUCCAGAACAUGGGAUACGAGGGAGUCUUUGCUCCGAAGUCACGAGCUUCGACGAUGUCGGAGCCAAAGAGAAGGCUUAUUUUCUUUGAAACGUCAAAGCUUGUAGAGUACAAAGCUCUGGCAUUGCAGGGUCGUGCCGACUCCUCUGACAUGAUGAAUCGUGUCUGGACUCGCGAUAACAUCGGACUUUUAGCUGUAUUAAAGACUUGCAGCCGCCUGGACUCAUGGACCACCAGUUGA
Cotesia glomerata is the source of this 426-nucleotide messenger RNA. RefSeq names its product CCR4-NOT transcription complex subunit 6-like. Gene Ontology annotation, molecular function: poly(A)-specific ribonuclease activity. Bases 1 to 426 code for a protein of 141 amino acids. Gene Ontology annotation, biological process: nuclear-transcribed mRNA poly(A) tail shortening. Gene Ontology annotation, cellular component: CCR4-NOT complex; cytoplasm; nucleus. The transcript is spliced from 2 exons. The record is from RefSeq and is a predicted model, not a curated record. NCBI's taxonomy places the organism in Eukaryota, Metazoa, Arthropoda, Insecta, Hymenoptera, Braconidae.